This is a messenger RNA of Rhinichthys klamathensis goyatoka, 1360 nucleotides long. It is a transcript of the gene szrd1, whose product is annotated as SUZ RNA binding domain containing 1. The record is from RefSeq and is a predicted model, not a curated record. NCBI's taxonomy places the organism in Eukaryota, Metazoa, Chordata, Actinopteri, Cypriniformes, Leuciscidae. The transcript is spliced from 4 exons. Bases 93 to 575 code for a protein of 160 amino acids.
UUAGCUCACUAAGCGGCUCACUGACGCUGUAGAGGGAAAUGUGCGUGAGCGUGUGGACUGAGGGAAGCCCCUAGUUAGCCAAGAGUGGAAACAUGGAUGAUGAGGAGGUCGCCGAGAGCUGGGAGGAGGCCGCCGACAGUGGGGAAAUGGAGAGAAGACUAGAGGAAAAGCUUCGAAUCAGUCAGAAAGAAAGACUUUCAAGUGGCAGUUCGAGUCGUUCUCUGAUGAGAACAGCAAUCGUAAUCCAGGAUGACUCCCUCCCCGCGGCACCCCCACCACAGAUUCGUAUUUUGAAGCGACCCUCCAGUAAUGGAUCUUUAGGAUCGUCUGUGACGCAGACUCGACCCUCCCCGCAAGUUAAAUCCUUAGCUCAGCGAGAGGCAGAAUACGCAGAGGCCAGGAAGAGAAUCCUUGGCAGUGCUACUCCUGAUGACACACCACAGGAGAGACCCAUUUCAGACCGAUCUCCACGUGGAAGCAGCCAUACACUUUCAGAGGAAAACCGAUCAGGAAACCAUGUUGUUCGACAGCCAGCAGGUCCAGAUGGUACACAAGGCUUUCACCAGCGCAGAUAGGAAUAGCAGCCUUUCCUGGGAGGAAGCGAGAGGCGAUAGUGAAAUACGGUCUCCCAAAAUACAGUUGAAAAUCGAAUCAUUUUUAUCAAUAUUUAGGAUGUGGGAUGUUUUUCAAAUAAGUAUAAAACCCUCUCGAAUCCAGCACAGCGUGUGUGGAAUGUAACGGGGGAAAGAAACAUGAUCCAGAGGAGCGGAUGGGGAACGUUCCCUGCUUUUUACACUGUGAUGAGGACCUCGCUUCCGGACACUGCUCACUGUGAUGUCCAGCCCCCACCCCUCAAAAUCAAAAGGAAAAUUGAGAGAAUCUAAACAGAACUGCAGGACUAUUGUCCCUUCCUCACGUAACUCAGCCGUCACUGGCAGCCAGCCUGAAAAGUCAUGCAAGCAAGCCCUCUGAAGAGACAUUUGAAAUGGAAGAUAACAAGUGCUGGAUGUGCUUGAACCGAUAAAAGGAUGGUAUGAGGCACCAGCUUCCUUCAGCAAUAAUUCUAGAAAUAUCACUUAUUAUUCAGACCUCCCUUCCACACUGUAUUCUCAAGCUUUUGUAUUGCUUGAGUUUGUCUUUUGUUUUAAUUUUGGUUAUUACUGGCUCGGUCUGCUAAUUGCCAUAUGUUUUUAAAUGGGUAAGAAACAGUGAGGGUAUAAUGCGGAAACUUAAGCUGACUUUAAGUUCUUUAUUGUUUACGGAUAUUUUUUGUUGUUGUUGUUGUUUUACUCAUGAGUCUUCCUCUGACUGUCCUGAUUUCUACAUGAAGUAAAAAGAAUAAAAACAAAAACUAGUCCAG